AGCGGAACAAGUGGACCACAACACCGGGGCUCUCACUUUUUGGCCACGUAUUUAGCCUGAAUUUCUCAAAGUCUCCGAUCAUCCAAGUGUCGAAGCUAAGUCAGGUUCGAGAUGCAGUUCAUGUUGUUGUUCAGCAGGCAGGGAAAGCUGCGGCUGCAGAAGUGGUAUGUGCCUCUGUCUGACAAAGAGAGGAAGAAGAUCUCUAGAGACCUAGUCCAGACCAUACUGGCACGUAAGCCUAAGAUGUGCAGCUUUUUGGAGUGGCGUGACCUCAAGAUUGUCUACAAAAGAUAUGCUAGCCUGUAUUUCUGCUGUGCAGUGGAGGACCAGGAUAAUGAGCUGAUCACCCUGGAGAUCAUCCAUAGAUAUGUGGAGCUGCUCGAUAAAUACUUUGGAAGUGUGUGUGAGCUGGAUAUCAUCUUCAACUUUGAGAAGGCCUACUUCAUUCUGGAUGAGUUCCUGCUGGGAGGAGAGGCCCAGGAGACGUCCAAGAAGAAUGUGCUGAAGGCAAUUGAGCAGGCCGACCUGCUGCAGGAGGAAGCUGAGGCACCACGGAGUGUUCUAGAAGAAAUUGGACUGACAUAGAUCAGUCCUGCCAGCAUAACUGCUCCCAGCUUUGCUCCUUUUCCCAGACGUAGCUCUAGCUUCCUCCAUGUCUGUUGUCUCCUCCAUUUACUGUGUACAAGAAUUGUAUGUGUGGAAUCACAGUCCAUGUACUGUACUUUUAUGCAUUGUCAUAUGUUGUGCCAACUGUGGUGUUAAUGUCUCACCUCUAUCUACGGCUCUUUUCUGCAGUAGCUUGUCUUCAGAACACUCCUAAAAUUGAAAACUCCAAUGGAUUACUAUGUAGCAAUGACAUUAACAUUAAAACUCCAUUACGAUGUAAAGUUAUGCUUACCGAUGUCAGAGAUGUGCGUGGUGCAGUUUACAAGUCAGACUUAAAAUGAAAGUUUUAUCUAGAGUAUUUCUAAUUUUGUGAGGUGAUAAAAGGUCUUUAAAUGUGCUGUUGUGGGAAUCACCCAUGUAAUCAUAAAAAUACAUUUACAGAAACAUAUCUCGAACUUGCCAAACAAAUUAUAGUCGAAGCCAAUGCUUAGCUUCUUUAUCUUUUAAGUUUUUGGUGUACUUGGUGAUUCCCCAUUACUAUGAAUUGUAUGUUUUGCAUUUAAGUUGUUUGCCUUUGCUAUGUUUUUUUUUCUUCAUGAUUGGACAGUCAUUGUUAGAAAUAUAAUAUGGUAGUGCUAUUUUUUUACUUUUAUUUUCACAACAGAGAUUUGGGAAAUACAGUUAAAAUUGUAUGACCUUGAGGGGAACCUUACGUUUGUCAAGAUUGCAAUGACAAAUUAGACAGUAACGCUACAAAAAAAUAUCUGUGUAUUAUUCAUGUUUGAGCCAAUUCUUUAUCAAUAUGACCAAAGAACACUGUGUUAACGCUUUUAGUGGACUACAGAUGGAUGCCUUGGCACAUGAUAAAAGUGAUUUAGAGCUACCUAACACAACUGAUUUUCAUUUGAGCAGUGUUGAGAUUGUCAUGGGAUUUUGGUUCAGUAUUACAGACUAAUAAAUUUAAAAAAUUAAAUUCAUUCCAAGACUUAUAUGGGAUGUAAAAACUUUAAAUUCUUUACAACUGACAAGAGGACCUAUGCUUACAGGGAUAUGUUAUAAAUAUACAGUAAUUGCCUGCAUGCUCAUUUAUCUGCAGGAUGUAGUUUAAGUUGAAAGUUUACAUACACUUUAGCCCAAUACAUUUAAACUCGGAUUUUCACAAUUCUUGAUAUUUAAUCCUCGUAAACAUUCCCUUACUUAGGUCAGUUAGGAUCACUACUUUAUUUUAAGAAUGUGAAAUGUCAGAAUAAUAGUUGAGAGAAUGAUUUAUUUCAGCUUUUAUUUACAUUCCUAGUGCAUCACAACAGUGGCGCCAGCAGCCGUAACCCUGUACACACCGUGCGCUAUUAGCCAGUGACAUUAACACCAAUCAUCGGCCUUCAAAUGUAUUUGCGCCAAAAACACAAAAAAAACACAAAAA
Messenger RNA from Lampris incognitus (smalleye Pacific opah), 2026 nucleotides. Its product is annotated as AP-1 complex subunit sigma-2-like. Bases 112 to 585 code for a protein of 157 amino acids. Gene Ontology annotation, molecular function: clathrin-cargo adaptor activity. NCBI's taxonomy places the organism in Eukaryota, Metazoa, Chordata, Actinopteri, Lampriformes, Lampridae. The transcript is spliced from 5 exons. Gene Ontology annotation, biological process: intracellular protein transport; vesicle-mediated transport. Gene Ontology annotation, cellular component: membrane coat; intracellular membrane-bounded organelle; AP-1 adaptor complex. The record is from RefSeq and is a predicted model, not a curated record.